CUCGCCGCCGCCACACCCACGCUCCUUCGGGAGGUUCCUCCAACUGGCGACUGGUGAGUUCCUGCCGCCGCCGCUGCCGAGAAAAGUGGAGGGCAAGGGGAUCGACGGAGUUGGAAGGAGUCCGGACCAGGGGAGCCGCGGCGCAAGUCUCGCUGUCGACGUACGUGGUUCCGCUACGCCGUACAACCCCCCAACCCGCUGCUCUCUGUCCGCGGCGGCGCAUCGGGUGGGCUCCGGCGGUGCCCAGGCCGUCGAACGACCGAGCGUCCGAGCCCUCUCAUCCGACGAGCUCAGUGGGCGCCCGAUCGACCCCCUUCGACCAAGUCUUAAAAGCCAAUUAUUUCCAAGAAAAAGAAGAGCUGACAGAUGCGGUAUGGAAGAACUUUUUCAAAGGCAAGCCUGCCUUCAUGCAUUGAAGCAAACAGGAUAAAGCUAUGGCCGUCCUCACAGCCGCAGCUGGAGGAACCCUCCUAAUCAUAAAGCUCGACAAUUUAACUCCCAGACAUGAUGAGGAGUGAAGUAAUAGAAGCUGGAAGGCUAGUGAACCUGUGGAAUGAAUGGGGGAUACAAAUCCUAGUCCUUGUAAGCUUCUCGUUGCAAGUAUUCCUCCUUGUCUUUGGAGGGAUCCGCAGACGUAGCUCCUCCAGCAUUCUGAUGUUCUUCCUCUGGUCGGCAUAUCUGUUGGCCGACUCCACGGCAAUAUACACCCUGGGCCAUCUAUCAGUGGACAGCAGGUCAGAUGAGCACGAGCUGGUAGCAUUCUGGGCACCGUUCCUCCUGCUGCACCUCGGUGGCCCGGACAACAUCACAGCAUAUGCGCUCGAAGAUAACACGCUCUGGCUGCGCCACCUCCAAACUCUUGCUGUGCAGGUCCUAGGAGCCGCUUAUGUAAUAUACGAGUACAUCGCCCGCAGCGGGACCUUACUUCUGAUGGCAUCUAUCUCCAUGUUUAUUGCUGGUCUUCUCAAAUAUGGUGAGAGGAUAUGGGCGCUCAAGUGUGGCAACAUUAGCAGCAUCCGCAACAGCAUCAGCGCCCGAAAGUUCAAGACUAACCCUUAUCAGCUAUUAACUUUGGGUACCAGUGAAGAGGAAUUACUGCUUGGAGCCCACUCCCAAUUCGAUAUCUGCAAAGGUGUCUUCGCUGAUAUCAUAAUGGCACCCAGUCACUUGGCCCGUUCACAAUCUAAUUCUUCUAAACAAAGUUCUGUAAUAUCUUAUUUGGGAGAGGAUCUAUACAAAUUGGUCGAGAUGGAGCUGACUCUGAUGUAUGACUUCCUCUACACCAAGGCGGCGGUAAUCCACACAUGGUAUGGCUUCUGCAUCCAUUUCAUUUCGCUGCUUGGCACAGCCACCACGUUUAUGUUGUUUCAGCUCAGUAUAAACAGUAGAGGAAAUGGGUACAGCAGAGUGGAUGUGAUUAUCAGUUAUGUUUUACUGGUUGGGGCUUUGGUCCUGGAAAUCAUAUCUGUGUGCAGGGCUCUGCUAUCCACCUGGACAUGUUCUUUAUUGCACCGCAGGGGCAGGGGAUGGGAGUGGCCUCUCCAUGUUAUCACUUCCCUUGGUCAGCGUGUCCACCCGGCAAGUAGGAGACUCUGGUCAGGCUCCAUUGGUCAGUACAAUUUGUUCCACUUGUGCACCCGCAACACGAAUGAAAUAGGGAGCAGACUAGCAAUGAAAUUAGGGCUCCAGGACUGGUGGAACAAGAUGCACUUCUCGGGCACUUUCUCUCACAGUGACAUUUUGUCAAUACGAGAUAUCAAGAAAUUGGUUUUGCAAGCACUGCAAGACAAGGAGCGUGCCCUGCAAUACAAAAGUACUGAUUCGAACUCAAGGGGCAGCUUUAUACUUAAAAGUAUGGAAGCCUAUGACGACUUUGCUCGCUGGAGCGUCAACAUCGACUUUGACGAGAGCAUCCUUGUUUGGCACAUUGCAACCGAGGUGUACAUCCGGAAAUCCAAGGCCAAACAUGCAAAAGAGCUCAUUGAGGCUACCGAGAUACUGUCCGAUUACAUGAUGUUCCUGUUGGUGGUAAAACCCAACAUGCUGCCUGGCGCUGCACGGCACAACAUACAUCUCACCUCCUGUGAACAACUAGAAGGACAAUGCCGUGCGUUCUUUGGUGAUAAGGACAACCCAGUGGCGCCAUCUCCCAUAAGCUGGAACCCGUACUGUAUGUUUAAAGAAUUGUUCCACCAUGAUGGCCCUAAUUGCUCCAGGAUCCCACGGAGGGAGAAGCUUGCAGAGAUGGCGUGGAGUUUCUCCCAAUUUGCACUGGUAUACCUUCCAUGCCAAUUCAACUGAAACGCAUUUUGUUGGGAUCAGUAAGGGCACCAAAUCCACAUGGGGAUUCCAUCCGCGACAGUGCUAAUAUGUACGCAAUCUUGCUCGCCAACGAGCUUCUGAGCAUAGAGUUGCGCUGGCAAGGGCAGCGUGAUCCUUUGGAACUGAUCUUGGGGGUGUGGGUGGAGAUGCUGUUGUAUGCCGCGAACCAUUGCAGCCAAGAGUCCCAUGCCAGGCAGCUCAGCAACGGGUGUGAGUUCAUUACCAUCGUGUCGUUACUAGCACACCACUUCAAGUAUUACUCAGGAGUCUCCAGAGGCACCGAAGACGGUGGUGGAAAUAGCCCCACAGGCGGUUUAGAUAAAUUUGCAUCAUUUACACCUGAAACGGCCCCUCGUUCUUCAGGGAAAACUGAGAAUUGACUACUUCAGUGAAACCAUCAUAGUUAUCUGUAAAUAAAUAUAUUGAGUACUGGAAUUCAUUCAUAUAACAGCACCACAUGCUGCAAGAUCAACUUCCUCCCUGCAUUCAAGUGUCUAUUACAAGGAUCGUGGUUGGCAUUCAUUCAUAACCGCAAAGGGCGCAGGCUGGUGGAGCAAUGCAAGUGUACGUAGUGCAGCAUGUCAGGAUCAUGAGCGGCCAUGGAUCGAUCCUCCUUUUUGUGGGCGUUGGUGGCCGGCAUAGUGGUGAGGCAAGCCGCUAAUGUGAAAUCGGCAAUUCUUAUAUAUAUUUUUUUACAUAGCUGUUGUGUAACCAUAAGAAAUUACACAGUAUCCGAACACUGUUUCCUGCUCAUGCUGUUGUCUUUCUGACAUGUAUGCGAUCACUGUUCAUUCCGUUGCUGUGAGAACUGAGAACAAGGAAAGUUGCUAUCUUUUUUCCAGCAUUA
Panicum virgatum (switchgrass) is the source of this 3169-nucleotide messenger RNA. RefSeq lists its product as uncharacterized. The transcript is spliced from 6 exons. The coding region runs from base 505 to 2301 and encodes 598 amino acids. The record is from RefSeq and is a predicted model, not a curated record. Lineage: Eukaryota; Viridiplantae; Streptophyta; Magnoliopsida; Poales; Poaceae.